AUGGCCUCGAAUACACACAAGAAAGACACUGUGGAAUCCUCUCUCGUCAUUGAGCUUCAUGGCACCGGAAUCGACUUUUUGAGGUACAACAAUGGAGAAAUUGUGGAUAACGUGGCGGAAACCGGGCUUGCAAAGGCACAGGAGAAAAAGCUAGACAAGACGCCCGUCAAGUUGGAGAAUGAAAGGCUAAAUGGGCUGGACAAGCUGCCAAAUGUCCAAUGGGAAAAUGUCCUAACCAGGGUAGGAAGUGGACUGAAUAACCCAGGCAUAAACAUCUGCUAUAUGAAUGUCAUUAUACAGGUAAUCAGCCAUACACCCUUUUUAUCUUCCGCGCUAAUUCGAUCGGGACACACAAAUGUGUGCCCAAAUUACACAAAACGGAUACUAUGUGUAAUGUGUUUGCUGGAGAACCAUGUGAAGGCCUCAACCUCCUCGAGAAAACCACUCAAUAAUCCCUUCUACCCAAUCGCCCAAAAGGUCAUUUGGCUCAAAUUCAAGUUUGGACAGCAAGACGACGCAUUCAUUUUCCUCAAACACUUUCUAAAUUCCUUGAUAAAGUCUUGUUACUCAAUUACAGCCUCUCCAGUUAUGGACAAUAAUAGAACCAGAAUGGCGAUGGACAAAGAAGCAAACUCUGAAAAGGAAACAAGAGAUAUACUAUCCACAGAAAAAAUAAUGUCUAGUGCGAUUGGGCAUUUAUUUGGAGGAUUCUUCAAAAAUGUCAUUGUUUGCGAAAAAUGCAAACUCAAAUCGGAAAAGGUAGAACCUUUCUUUGAUAUACCGGUUCACGUUAACAAAAGUAACAAACUUAUUGACCUAUUAUCAACAUUUCUGUUGCCAGAAAAAUUAAUUUGCGACAAUAAAUACUUUUGUAAAAUAUGCAAAUCACAUCAAAAUGCUGAUAAAUCACUCUCAAUAUACAAAUCGCCGCGCAUUUUAAAUAUCAACUUAAAGAGGUUUAAUGUAAGUUCUCAUGGUUUGGAAAAAUCAACAAAGGCUAUCGAAUUUCCGCAAUCCCUCUCACUGUCACUCAAACACGAAGUUGACCGUGAAAUUCGACUAAAAUAUCAGUUGUACGCCAUUGUCUGUCAUAUUGGUAAAUCCUUGCGAAUGGGUCAUUACAUAACAUAUAUUAAGGGACAUCAUGGGUUCUGGUACUGUUUUGAUGAUUCAAAUGUACGCUGUGUCUCAGAAUCAAAAGUAUUUUCACAAAAAAAUGAUGUCUACCUUUUAUUUUAUUCUAUUGUCAAUGAGGAUGUUUUAAAUUGUGACACCAAGCUUAACAAGUUUUCUCAAACCAACACCUUUAGCACAGCUAGUGGUGAAAAGGAACAUAUGGCCACACCCGAACAUGUAAAGCAGGAUCAUGUGGUUAAAAAGGGUAAAAGAGAAAAACCAAGUAUUCUUACAGGACACAGAAUGUUUAGUGGGCACCGCUUGGUCACAAUGAUGAUAUUAUCGCAAUUUUUAACCUCUAAAAAAAAAACAGGUGUUGCUCGUCUGCACACCAGAAUGUCACACAAAAAAACAGCUUUAAAGGAACCGCUCAAUAGUCAAAAUUCUGGUAUUACAUCCCUGAGUACUAGUACCACAGAAAGUAAAACAAUUUCAACUGUCAAGGGAGAACAUGAGCGCGUUGCAGGGAAUGCACAAAAACGUCAAGACAAUAAAAAGAGAAUGGCAACUCUGGAACCUCGUCCAGGUCCACUAAUAAUCGACCAAUGCGAUCUAGAGACAUGGUCAGACGCUGAAGAGGCUGAAAAUUACAACCAACUCCUGGAAAAAAUUCAUCCUUCCCUGAAGCAACGUGACCAAGAAGAUAUCGAGUACGACCGUGGCAAGCUCAAAAAGGUCAAGACGAACAAGGAACAUCAAUACGGGGACUUUAAACUUGUAAAGCACAAGUCUGGCGUCGCAGUAGCGACACGGCAAAAGGAUCUCUUUGACAAUGCCACCUACAACCCUAUCAAGAGAAGAAAAAACAACAAAUACAAAAGACCAAGGUAA
This is a messenger RNA of Theileria equi strain WA, 2007 nucleotides long. Its product is annotated as Ubiquitin carboxyl-terminal hydrolase family member protein. Gene Ontology annotation, cellular component: cytosol; nucleus. Gene Ontology annotation, molecular function: cysteine-type deubiquitinase activity; cysteine-type endopeptidase activity. Gene Ontology annotation, biological process: protein deubiquitination. The record is from RefSeq and is a predicted model, not a curated record. The coding region runs from base 1 to 2007 and encodes 668 amino acids. Lineage: Eukaryota; Apicomplexa; Aconoidasida; Piroplasmida; Theileriidae. The transcript has a single exon.